AUGGCCGCCUUGCAGGGGAUCUUGCUCAUCAUCCAACUCUCAUUCGUAAUCAUCAGAGUAUUGAUUGUAUCAACAACAGCAGCAGCACCUCAAGCGCUGCCUAACUGCCCUGACAAAUGUGGUAAUCUCACAGUUCCUUAUCCAUUUGGCAUGGCCGAAGGUUGUUACCAAGGAAAUGACUUCUUUGUCAAUUGUAGCCAGGCAACCGAUCCCCCAAUAGCAUAUUUGACCAAAAAUGGCACUGUCAUCAUUACCAACAUAUCCCUUGCUGAGGGUGAGUUGCAAAUAUCAGACUUUAUAGCUCGAUAUUGCUAUAGCACCUCUGCUCUGAGAACCAGAAGGAACAGCCCUGUGCUACGGCUGCCUUCUCCUUACAUCAUCUCUGAUACCAAAAACAAAUUCAUUGCCGUUGGUUGUGACACUUAUGCAAUUUUCAAAGGAUUCCAGGGCACAGAACAGUCCAUAACUGGGUGUAUGUCAGUAUGUAACAGCCUAAAAAGCGUUGAUCAGAAUUCUUGCUCUGGGGUUGGGUGUGGCCAAACAAACAUUCCUAGCGGACUGCAUAACCGUACUAUGACACUGGAUAGCUAUAGCAAUCAUUCAGGUAUAUGGGACUUUAACCCCUGCAGCUUUGCAUUCAUUGUUGAAGAGACACAGUUCAAGUUCUCUGGGAACACAAGUUUUCAACAACUGAACAGCACUACACGGCUUCCAAUGGUUCUUAAUUGGGCAAUUGGGGACGAGCCAGACCCAUGUGAUGUAGCUAAAAAGAGGCAGGAUUUCGUAUGCCAGAACUAUAGCAAGUGUGUGAAUCCCACAAAUAGGAAUGGUUACAUUUGCCAGUGCUUGGAUGGUUACGAAGGGAACCCAUACCACCCAAAUGGUUGUCACGGUGAUCUUUUCAAAUAUACAACAAAUGGGAAAUAA
This is a messenger RNA of Rosa chinensis, 927 nucleotides long. Its product is annotated as wall-associated receptor kinase 2-like. Lineage: Eukaryota; Viridiplantae; Streptophyta; Magnoliopsida; Rosales; Rosaceae. Bases 1 to 927 code for a protein of 308 amino acids. The transcript has a single exon. Gene Ontology annotation, molecular function: polysaccharide binding. The record is from RefSeq and is a predicted model, not a curated record.